GUCAAGUUCAUGGAAGUUAUUUGGAGAAUCAUGUGAGCGACUUGAUCAAGAUUUGCGAUCUUGCGGUUGGUGAUGUGAUCACCCCUUCAGAUCCUGUGACUUCAAUCUCCAAGAAGAAAAAAAAAGCCUGAUACUGAAGCUAAGUUUUUGCCUCAGAAAAAGGCUAAGCUUGUAACACCUAGGGCUGAAGUUUUGAUUAAGGAUGCUGAGAAGGAAAUGUCUGCUGCCAAUGAAAGGCAGAGUAGUGAUGAGAGGAACUGGAAGCAUUUUAGGAAACCUCAUGUUGGGCCACUGAAGAUUCAUGCAGUCCUUGAUGAUGCUAGUUCCUCGAAUCAUGUUUCUUCAUCUAGCUUAAGUGAAGGAGAAAGCGCAGAUCAUGACACCGUCGCUGGAUUGAUAGCAGAAACCGGCCCAAGUCAUUGCAAAGAAGUUCCGAUCCAUGAAAUACCCAAGUCUUCUCAUGCAAAACCGGUUGCAUCUGUAUUCCAUGCAGAAGACUACUUCUUUACUCUGUAUAAGGAGUUCAUCAUUAAUACUUGGAGUGGCAUUCAACAAAAGUUAGGACGGGCUACAGCAGAGAACGUCUCAUCUCUUCAGGAGAGUGUUGAGAAUUGUGUUAUCUUGAUGGAGAAGGAGGGCAUUGACCUUUCCAUGUUGAAGACGAGAGUGAAGCAUUUCUUUGAAAGGGCACAAGCAUUUGAUCAGACGUGUUCGACUGUUGCUGAUAGGGUUCCUUCUGAGAAACAAUCUCAGGAAUUGGCUAUGUCGCAGGCUUUUUGUGAAGAUAUUGAAGCUAAGAGAUCUCAAAACCAAGUGGCAUUACUUGAUGAUGAGAAAUCUCUUAAUGAUAUCAAGAAGAAGAUAGCCUUAUUGGAAGCUGAAGCUAAGGAAGUAGAAGUUUCGAUCUCCAAGCGUCGUGUAGAGGCUAGUGACUUAGACACAGCUAUUACGAAGGCUAAGUAGGAAUCUUCACGGAUUUUGAAGACUAUCAAAGCAUCAGAUGAAGAUCAAUUUGCUUUAAGUACUCAGAAGGAGCUAGAGGCCUUGAAGGAUGACUUAGUUAGCUUUAAAUUGUUUUUAGGCUGAUACUUAGCUCUUAGAUUAGCUUUUAGUCAGCAAACAACUCUUUUCCUUACUUCUUACCAAACUAUAUAUGGAUAUUUGCUUCCUUUGUUGCUUCUCAUGAGUUGAUAUUGCC
Molecule: messenger RNA, 1198 nt
Organism: Cuscuta europaea
Lineage: Eukaryota; Viridiplantae; Streptophyta; Magnoliopsida; Solanales; Convolvulaceae
Source: the annotation of a GenBank genome assembly